GGCUCACCACACCAACCAGCAAGCAAAAAUUCCCCAAUCCUCUCGUCUCCGCGGCGAAGAUGUCGGGGCGCGGCAAGGGCGGCAAGGGCCUGGGCAAGGGCGGCGCGAAGCGUCACCGGAAGGUGCUGCGCGACAACAUCCAGGGGAUCACGAAGCCGGCGAUCCGGAGGCUGGCGCGGCGGGGCGGCGUGAAGCGCAUCUCGGGGCUCAUCUACGAGGAGACCCGCGGCGUGCUCAAGAUCUUCCUGGAGAACGUCAUCCGCGACGCCGUCACCUACACUGAGCACGCUCGCCGUAAGACCGUCACCGCCAUGGACGUCGUCUACGCGCUUAAGCGCCAGGGCCGUACCCUCUACGGCUUCGGCGGCUAGGCCUGCCGCCCCGCGCCUCGCCGUCGCUGCGGUUCUGGUGUUGCUGCAGUUCGCAAGUUGUUUGUGUGGGGGAAAUUUGCUAGAUACUGUAGAACUGCAGUGCGGUAUGCUGCACAUGGUGUGUUUGUCUGAAGAAAUGUUGUCAUUGCUGGCUUGCUCUGGACUCAAACAUGCUCCAUUUUGUGUU
This is a messenger RNA of Zea mays, 558 nucleotides long. RefSeq names its product histone H4. Gene Ontology annotation, cellular component: nucleosome. Gene Ontology annotation, molecular function: structural constituent of chromatin; DNA binding; protein heterodimerization activity. The transcript has a single exon. The coding region runs from base 60 to 371 and encodes 103 amino acids. NCBI's taxonomy places the organism in Eukaryota, Viridiplantae, Streptophyta, Magnoliopsida, Poales, Poaceae. The record is from RefSeq and is marked provisional.